AACAAAUUAUACUUUCUAGACUUUUGUCCAUAAACUUCGAAAAGAGUUAAGUCAUUAUUGGGAUCUUUGUAUGGUUGGUGAAGAAGAACGUAAACAGUUCUCGUUUUUUGAAGACGAUCUUUAUACGGAAGAUUUACUAAGUUUACACGACAUGGAAUUGAACAAAUGGAAAAAAUUCUAUAAUCAGAAUUGUGCAAUUUUUAAAUUAUUAAAUAAACGAAACGAGGUGUGGCAGAAGUUACAAGAGUUAGAGAAAGCAGCGGCGGCACCAGACCGCUACAAGAAUCGCGGUGGCAAACUACUAAAAGAGGAGAAGGAAAGAAAUGUCUUAACUAAACAAAUCCCGAAGUUAGAGGAGCAAAUCAGAGAAUUGGCUUAUAACUAUGCGUUGGAGCAUAAUGGCAGGCCUUUUACCAUACAUGGAGAACCACUGGAAACAGUUCUUGAUAGGAGUACUGAGAAUCGGGAAAAUGAUCGGAAAUUAAAGCUCAGUGCACGGAAGCAGCAAAGAGAUAAGACUGUAACGCCAGGAAGAUCUCUAAUGCCACUUACUCCUAGGAACCGUAGUAAUGCCCUUGGAGGAAGUACUUGCAAAAGAAAAAUCAUAACACCUUCAAUGUCUGCCACAAAGAGAUCAAAAUAUUUACAAGUACCUUCAGGUUUAAGAACUGCGCCUCCUAAUAUUACGUGUGGUAAAGUCGCAGGAGGCAGAUCUCGUUAUUCUCUCGAGAAAAAGAAACGCGAAAAAACAAGGAGAUCAAAAAGCUUAACGAAGCCGACAAUCGAAGCAGUGCCCAAAUCCUUAAACGUAACUUAUGAUAAAUUUAAGGAGGAAAUGUCGACGAAGGAGACGUGUCGUAGCACAGAUAUUUUUACUGCAAAUAUUUCACCGUUGGCAGUGCCUUUGCCUCCUACGCCUCGUGCCAGGCCAAGGGUUUAAAAUGUAAAAUUUCCGUUCCAGAGUGGUUGUGUUUUUAUGCUAGUUGCAGGAUUAAGUAUUAAUUCGUUUAAGUAUUUUUAUUUUAAAAGUUACAUGACAUUUUAUACUUAUUUUUGCUGUAUGUAGCCUAUAGUUGGGCAUUUAUUUUAAACAGUAUUCAAGUUCUUUUAAACGUUCAUUUCUCUGCAUUAGUUAAGAAUAUUUUGUACAAAUAGAAAUCAAAAAUAUUUACCUAACAUGCUUUUUUAAUGUUUGUAAAACUACGAAUUGUUUACAGAUCUUUUAUUUCUAUUACUCGAAACAUUUUCAAAAUUUUUGCUUUUCCAAUUUGGAAGUAAUAUUUAAAUAUAGAAAUGUAUGUAUGAUAUUUCAUAGUUUAUAAUAUUUAAGUUAUAAAGGCAAUAUUGAAUUCACUUUCGUACUAUUACAUAACAUUAUAUAAAAAAAACAUCAAUGCUUAUUAUUUUUAAAGAUGUAUGUGGAUUUUCCCUGAAGGUGCAAAUUAAAAUAAUAAGUACUUAAGAUGCAUUGGAUACUUAGCUUGUAAAUUUAUCGUACAA
This is a messenger RNA of Agrilus planipennis (emerald ash borer), 1500 nucleotides long. Its product is annotated as protein regulator of cytokinesis 1-like. The record is from RefSeq and is a predicted model, not a curated record. Gene Ontology annotation, biological process: microtubule cytoskeleton organization; mitotic spindle midzone assembly. The transcript has 5 exons. The coding region runs from base 71 to 940 and encodes 289 amino acids. Gene Ontology annotation, molecular function: microtubule binding. Lineage: Eukaryota; Metazoa; Arthropoda; Insecta; Coleoptera; Buprestidae. Gene Ontology annotation, cellular component: spindle; mitotic spindle midzone; cytoplasm.